AUGAAAUUUCCGAGUGAGUAUAAUACGGAGAUUCCAGCCAGACCAAAGACCACAAGUGAAACGAAGGCUGAUCAAUCACCCGUUAUUGAUGAACUAAAGCUUAUAAAUGAACCGGAGCGCACAAUUAAUGUUCCCGAAGCAAAGCACCUCGAGAGGCCGUCUUCUCUCGAAGUACGUCCUGUCUCUGAACAGAUCAGCAUUGACGUAACUUCUCAUGGUUCGAUCUCAUCUCACCCUACUCCAUCCCUUACCAAGGAUGGCUAUGUUGAUUUGAAAUAUUAUCAUAACAAAUUGUGGUAA
Pieris macdunnoughi is the source of this 300-nucleotide messenger RNA. Lineage: Eukaryota; Metazoa; Arthropoda; Insecta; Lepidoptera; Pieridae. The record is from the annotation of a GenBank genome assembly.